AUGAAGGUGGACGACAUCCGGAGUCAGGUCCCUGAGUCCCCCUUCUACCUGUACAGCCAGUCCGUGCUGACGAAGAACUACACGGCGUACAAGGAGGCGAUGAAGGACAUGGACUACAUCAUCGGCUACGCGGUCAAGUGCAACAACAACCUGCACAUCAUGAAGCACCUGAACAAGCUGGGCACCGGCGCCGUCCUCGUCUCGGGCAACGAGCUGCGCCUCGCCAUCGAGUCCGCCGGCUUCGACCCCGCGAAGUGCAUCUUCAACGGCAACGGAAAGCUCCCCAAGGACCUCGAGUACGCCGCCAAGACGGGCUGCCUCAUCAACGUCGACUCGGAGUUCGACCUGGACAACAUCUCGGCGGCAGCCAAGGCCGCGGGCAGCGUGGUCAAGGUGCUCCUGCGCAUCAACCCGGACGUGGACCCGCAGGUGCACCCGUACAUCUCCACGGGCAACAAGAACAGCAAGUUCGGCAUCCGGAACGAGAAGCUACAGGACUUCUUGGACAAGAUCAAGGGUGACCCGAACCUGGAGCUGGUGGGCGCGCACUGCCACCUGGGCUCGACGAUCACCAAGGUCAACGUCUUCUCGGACGCGGCCGAGAUCAUGACGGGCAUCCUGCGCGAGAUCCGCGCCCAGGGCUUCGACAUUCAGUACCUCAACAUUGGGGGGGGUCUCGGGAUCGACUACGAGCACGACCCGAGCAAGGUGCUGCCGACGCCGAUGGACCUGAUCGACACCGUGCGCGACACGAUCAAGGAGAUGGGCCUCACGCUCAUCAUCGAGCCGGGGCGCUCGAUGGCUGCCACGUCGUCGGCGUUCGUGUGCACCGUGACCGGCGUGAAGACGAACGGGAACAAGAACUUCAUCGUUGUCGACGGCUCGAUGUCCGAGCUCAUCCGCCCCUCGCUCUACGACACCUACCAGCACAUCGAGCUCACCGGCGCCAACAGCUCGGAGGUGAAGACGUAUGACGUGGUGGGUCCGGUGUGCGAGUCUGCCGACUUCCUGGGCAAAGAGCGGGCGCUCGCGACGCCCGCGCAGGGCGACGGCCUCGUCGUGCACGACGCCGGCGCGUACUGCAUGGCCAUGGCGUCCACGUACAACCUCAAGAUGCGCCCCGCCGAGUACUGGGUGACGGAGGACGGCGAGCUGAAGAAGAUCCGUCGCGCCGAGACGCUGGACGACCACGUCGCGAUGUUCGACGUGUGA
This is a messenger RNA of Pedinophyceae sp. YPF-701, 1212 nucleotides long. NCBI's taxonomy places the organism in Eukaryota, Viridiplantae, Chlorophyta, Pedinophyceae. The record is from the annotation of a GenBank genome assembly.